AUGGCGAAUGUGAAGGUUGAAGGCAUCGACGAACCAAGCCGAAUUGAAGAGAAUGAGGGGAUUAAAGAGGAGAAACAUCAUGUCAAAAUUGAGGAAAAAACUCAUUUAGAGACUGAUGGUAUUUUGAAAAGGAGAGACAAGAAUUGUUUCACCUGCACUCAGUGUGGAAAGAGUUUCAGCUGCUCAUCACACCUUAAAAAUCACAUAAGAAUCCAUACUGGAGAGAAACCAUUCACAUGCACUCAGUGUGGGAAAAAAUUCAGCCAAUCAUCAUCCCUUAAUCAACACAUGAGGAUCCACACUGGAGAGAAACCAUUCACUUGCACUCAGUGUGGGAAGAGUUUCAGCAUAUCAUCAAACUUGAAUCUACACAUGAUGAUCCACACUGGAGAGAAACCAUUCACAUGUACCCAGUGUGGGAAGAGUUUUAACAGAUCAUCACACCUUAAUCAACACAUGAUGAUCCACACCGGAGAGAAACCAUUCACAUGCACUCAGUGUGGGAAGAGUUUCAGCUGCUCAUCAUCCCUUAAUAAACACAUGAGGAUCCACACUGGAGAGAAACCAUUCACAUGUACCCAGUGUGGGAAGAGUUUUAACUGCUCAUCACACCUUAAUCAACACAUGAUGAUCCACACCGGAGAGAAACCAUUCACAUGCACUCAGUGUGGGAAGAGUUUCAGCUGCUCAUCAUCCCUUAAUCAACACAUGAGGAUCCACACUGGAGAGAAACCAUUCACAUGUACCCAGUGUGGGAAGAGUUUUAACUGCUCAUCACACCUUAAUCAACACAUGAUGAGCCACACUGGAGAGAAACCAUUCACAUGCACUCAGUGUGGGAAGAGUUUCAGACAAUCAUCAUCCCUUAAUCAGCACAUGAGGAUCCACACUGGAGAGAAACCAUUCACAUGCACUCAGUGUGGAAAGAGUUUCAGCCAAUCAUCACACCUUAAUCUACACAUGAUGAUCCACACUGGAGAGUGUCCAUUCACAUGCACUCAGUGUGGGAAGAGUUUUAACUGCUCAUCAUCCCUUAAUCGACACAUGAUGAUCCACAGUGGAGAGAAACCAUUCACAUGCACCCAGUGUGGGAAGAAUUUCAGACGAUCAUCACACCUUAAUAAACACAUGAGGAUCCACACUGGAGAGAAACCAUUCACAUGCACUCAGUGUGGGAAGAGUUUUAACUGCUCAUCACACCUUAAUCGACACAUGAGGAUCCACACUGGAGAGAAACCAUUCACUUGCACUUAAGCCGUGGUCACACUGGACUUUUCUCCACAUAGACUUCCAUUCAUAUGCACGCGAAUGCAUCAGACAGGAAACAAAGUUUGUGCGUCAAGUUUCGCAGUCCACUGCAUUGCAAAGUUCAAGCUUGGUGAACUCCGACCUGCAAAAUUGCAUCAUUUGACUGUGUGAGACCAAUCGUAGAUCAAAACAUGACCUCCCUGGACAGAAAUGUAAAAUAUGGACCAAUCGCUCACUCUUUUAAUGUCUAAUCAUCUUGUUUAAUCCCACCCCUUUUCGCAGCGCCUUACAACAGAAUUUUGCUUGCUCUAACUCCAGUGUGACCCCAGCUUCGGCGUGGGAUGAGUUUCAGCAACUCAUCAGACCUUAAUAAACACAUGAAGACCCUCAUUGGAGCAUUCACAUACACUCAGUUUGGGAAGAGUUUCAACUGAUCAGCAAACCUUAAUGAACACAUUCUUCAUGUUCACUAGUGUGAGAGUAUAUGUGCUUUGAGUGUGAGAAGACUUUAAUUACAGCUACAAAAUUGAAACUGCACCAAACGAUUCACUGGAGAGACUGUACAGGUGUUCACACUGUGACAAGAGGUUUAAUCAGUGAACACAUCUGAAAACACAAAAGAGGAUUCACACUGGAAAGAAACUGUACAGAUCUGAUCAGUGUCUACUAGGGCUGGGUAUCGUUCCAAAAUUUUUUAUACCGAUACCCUGAAUUCGAUACCGGUUCUGAACGAUACUUUUUUCGAUACUUUUAAGAAAUAGAUUUUAACAAGAUUAUUUUAUUUAGGAUGUUUGUGACACUUUUCACAGCAGGUUUAUGUCUAAGACCAAUAAACA
Molecule: messenger RNA, 2084 nt
Organism: Danio aesculapii
Lineage: Eukaryota; Metazoa; Chordata; Actinopteri; Cypriniformes; Danionidae
Product: gastrula zinc finger protein XlCGF57.1-like
Exons: 2
Coding region: 1-1254 (417 amino acids)
Biological process (GO): regulation of transcription by RNA polymerase II
Molecular function (GO): DNA-binding transcription factor activity; RNA polymerase II cis-regulatory region sequence-specific DNA binding
Source: RefSeq, a predicted model, not a curated record